Cervus elaphus (red deer) is the source of this 1274-nucleotide messenger RNA. RefSeq names its product RAN binding protein 1 (gene RANBP1). Gene Ontology annotation, biological process: positive regulation of mitotic centrosome separation; nucleocytoplasmic transport. The transcript has 6 exons. Gene Ontology annotation, cellular component: centrosome; nuclear pore; cytoplasm. Lineage: Eukaryota; Metazoa; Chordata; Mammalia; Artiodactyla; Cervidae. The record is from RefSeq and is a predicted model, not a curated record. Gene Ontology annotation, molecular function: GTPase activator activity. Bases 365 to 985 code for a protein of 206 amino acids.
UGUGCGCGAGGGCCGCCGGGAGUGCGUGUUCCCCCAUGUCCCCCUCCCAGCCUGCCUGGCUGGCCGGGCAUGCGCCGCGGGCGUUUUGGCGGGAAGCGCGGGGCGGGCCGGACAAUGCGAGUGUCCGCCGCGCGAGCCCAAUAAAGCUGCGCCGGUUUUGAAUAGCGGCGCGUUUCCCGCCGCCGGGGUCAGGGGUCGGGGUUCGGGUCGCGGGGCGGAGGGAAGAGCGAGUGAGCGAGCCAGCGGGCGGGCGGGAGGCGCCGGCGCCAGACGCGGAGGAAGGAGCUGCGAGCAGCCGCCGAGAGCCCGCGGAGCCCGCGACGACCGAGCCCGCCGAGCCGCCGCCGCCGCCGCCGCCGCGCCCAUGGCGGCCGCCAAGGACACCCACGAGGACCACGACACCUCCACCGAGAAUGCUGAUGAGUCCAACCACGACCCCCAGUUUGAGCCAAUAGUUUCUCUUCCCGAGCAAGAAAUUAAAACGCUGGAAGAAGAUGAAGAGGAACUUUUUAAAAUGCGAGCCAAGCUCUUCCGGUUUGCUUCAGAGAAUGACCUCCCGGAGUGGAAGGAGCGGGGCACCGGGGACGUCAAGCUGCUGAAGCACAAGGAGAAGGGGACCAUCCGCCUGCUCAUGCGCAGGGACAAGACCCUCAAGAUCUGCGCCAACCACUACAUCACGCCAAUGAUGGAGCUGAAGCCGAACGCGGGCAGCGACCGCGCCUGGGUCUGGAAUACCCAUGCUGACUUCGCCGAUGAGUGCCCCAAGCAGGAGCUGCUGGCCAUCCGCUUCCUCAACGCAGAGAAUGCACAGAAAUUUAAGACGAAGUUUGAAGAAUGCAGGAAAGAGAUCGAAGAGAAAGAAAAAAAAGGGUCUGGCAAGAACGACAGCGCCGAGAAGGUGGCAGAGAAGCUCGAGGCACUGUCGGUGGAGGAAGGCGAGCAGCCCCAGGACGCGGCCCCGGCGGCGGCUGAGGAGGAGCAGUGAGGUGCCCCGGGCACCUUGCCCCCGUCUCCCCGGUUUCUUUUUUUAAUUUUGCCCUGCGCCUUCUUUUCGGUUUGUUUUUAUUCUGUUUUGUUUUUACAAGGGACUUUAUAUAAAGAACUGACUUCCAACAUUCAGGUUGUUUUUUUUCUAAGUUUUUGCCCUCAUGAAGACAACUUCAGAAAAUCCAUUCCCUGGUCACGAGAAUGUACCGUGCUAACUUUCUUUUCCAUAGUGGAAACACUUAUUUAUAGUCAUCAAAAUAGCGAAUAAACAACACAUUUGAAACCUG